Ctenopharyngodon idella (grass carp) is the source of this 1045-nucleotide messenger RNA. RefSeq names its product N-acyl-aromatic-L-amino acid amidohydrolase (carboxylate-forming) B-like. NCBI's taxonomy places the organism in Eukaryota, Metazoa, Chordata, Actinopteri, Cypriniformes, Xenocyprididae. Bases 77 to 1045 code for a protein of 322 amino acids. The record is from RefSeq and is a predicted model, not a curated record. Gene Ontology annotation, molecular function: aminoacylase activity; hydrolase activity, acting on ester bonds. The transcript is spliced from 7 exons.
UGUGUUUCUCUCGGAGCACAGCUGCAGUGCAGGGUCACAGUUCAAAGGUCAAACGUCAGUCAGAAGAGCCGCUCUGAUGCAGAUGGACAGACACAAUCAUCUCUGGAGUAACGUGGUCUCUCUGCCGGCGAUGUCGCGUGUGGCGGUGUGUGGUGGUACCCAUGGCAACGAGCUCUCAGGUAUCUACCUGGUGAGGGAGAGGCUGAAGAGGAGGGAGGAUGGGAUAGGGCCGGUUUCCGUAGUAACGCUCAUGUCGAACCCACGCGCCGUGCAGCUGUGCGUCCGUUACGUGGAGACGGACCUGAACCGCUGCUUCACGCGAGCUGCGCUCAGCGCACCCGUCUCUGAGCACUCGCCGUAUGAGAUGAUCCGCUCUCAGGAGCUCAACGCUCUUCUGGGCCCUAAAGGAAGCGCGCAGGCGGUCGACCUGCUGUGUGACCUGCACAACACCACUGCAAACACGGGGCUGUGCCUCAUCACGUACUCCGACCGCGACUGGAUCUGCCUGCACAUCUGCAAACACCUGCAGAGAGAAAUGGCCUCCACUCCUGUCAGAUACGUUCACUUCGAUAUUCCUCUCGACGAGGCCUAUUCUCUGGAUUCAGUGGGGAAACACGGCUUUGCGAUGGAGGUCGGAUCGCAGCCUCACGGUGUCGUCAGGUCUGUGGUCUUCAGCGCCAUGCAGGAAGGAGUUCAGCUCAUGCUGGACUGGAUCUGUCAGUUCAACGCAGGGACCCUGUUUGAAGGAGGAUCUGUUGAUGUGUUCACGAUGGUGAAGAAUAUCGACUACCCACGAGACCCCCAAACACACAUGAUCACAGCCGCAGUCCAUCCCGACCUACAGGAUAGGGAUUUCUGUCUUCUCCACCCUGGAGACCCCAUGUUCCUGUCUUUCUCAGGGGAAACAUUGCGCUACAAAGGGAAAGAAGCGCUCUAUCCGUUCUUCAUAAACGAGGCUGCGUACUAUGAGAAGGGUGUCGCUCUUUCCCUCGCCAGGAAGAGAAGAGUGGAGAUUCCUUCCGUCCGCUCGGACACACUGAGAUGA